AUGAAACUCUCAACUUAUAGCAUUCUUACCAUUCUCUUCAUUUUGAUGGUAUGUUAUAAAAUACGAUACACUGAGGCGAGACAGUUGCGGGAAGCUGACAGUGCAGAUCGUGAUCAUCAUUUCACAGCCGGUAACACUGAUGAUUUUGGGCCUACUUACCCGGGUAAUAGUCCGGGCAUUGGUCAUAAAUUGAAGGAGAAUAAUGAAAUUGUCGAAGGGUUUAAAUAUGACUUUACGACACCAGGACAUAGUCCCGGCGUUGGACAUUCUGUCAAGAACAAUGAGCCUAAGUCGUAGAAAAUAUUUUAAUAGUUUAGCGUAUUUCCUUGUUGCUUUUACUAAAUUAAUAUGUAUUUAAAUUACUGCGUGAAGUUUUAAAUCUAGUGUAUGUAGUUUAUGAUAUGUUGUUUACUAGUUUUGUUGAUCAAGAGUUGUUC
Eruca vesicaria subsp. sativa (arugula) is the source of this 437-nucleotide messenger RNA. NCBI's taxonomy places the organism in Eukaryota, Viridiplantae, Streptophyta, Magnoliopsida, Brassicales, Brassicaceae. The record is from the annotation of a GenBank genome assembly.